Wickerhamiella sorbophila is the source of this 1686-nucleotide messenger RNA. RefSeq names its product Methylenetetrahydrofolate reductase 2. The coding region runs from base 1 to 1686 and encodes 561 amino acids. The transcript has a single exon. The record is from RefSeq and is a predicted model, not a curated record. Gene Ontology annotation, molecular function: FAD binding; methylenetetrahydrofolate reductase [NAD(P)H] activity. Lineage: Eukaryota; Fungi; Ascomycota; Dipodascomycetes; Dipodascales; Trichomonascaceae. Gene Ontology annotation, cellular component: cytosol. Gene Ontology annotation, biological process: tetrahydrofolate interconversion.
AUGACCAAAACGGUGACCGAAUUAGUAGGAUCGUUAAGUGCAGACGAAAAGUACUUUUGCUGCGAAUUUUUCCCACCAAAAACAGAGCAGGGCGUGGAGAAUUUAAUAGGCCGCUGCCGUCGGUUGGUGGACCUUGGUGCGCUCUUUGUUAGCGUCACUUGGGCUACUGGAGGUGCAUCGGCGGAGCAGACGUUACAGCUGGCUACGCGCUUCCAACGAGAAAUUGGCGUACCUACGGUAUUACAUCUUACUUGUACGAAUAUGGAUAGAGAGAUUCUUGAUCAUGCGCUGGCAACUGCCAAAGCUGCCGGUAUUCGUAAUGUUUUGGCUUUGCGAGGAGACCCGCCUCGUGCCGAAUACAAGCAGCAGAGUGAAUUGCACUGCGCCAAAGAUUUGGUAGCCUAUAUCCGCAAAGAAUACGGUGAUUACUUCUGUAUCGGUGUCGCAGGUUACGCAGAAGGGCACGCAGAUGGUGCAGUGAGUGAGCAGAGUGUGGAGAAGGAUAUGCCUUUUUUGGUGGAAAAAGUACAGGCCGGUGCUGAUUUUAUUAUCACUCAGUUAUUCUAUGACGCUGAAAAGUUUAUCGCAUACGAAAAGCAGUGCCGGGAGCACCCAUCUGGCGUGUUAAAUUCUAUGCCUAUAAUUCCGGGGUUGAUGCCCAUCAAUUCCUAUCCUUCGCUGCUGAGAUCGGCCAAAUUGAGUUCUGCUAAUAUUCCGCCUUGUGUUCUGCAGCAUUUCGAUCACAUUGACACAAAAGAUGACGUGCAGGUCAAGGCGGCCGGCGUCAAAAUCAUCUGUGACAUCCUGCAAAAGCUGCACGAAUCCGGCACGCAGGGAGUCCAUUUCUAUACUCUCAAUUUGGAGAAGUCUGUCGCAGAAAUCGUCACCAAGUGCAACAUGGUUCAUAUGCUUCGCAACGAGCGGGAGGAGCUCCCAUCAUCGGUUGAGAGUUUGGCAACCUGGGACGACUUUACAAACGGUAGAUAUUCGGAUCCCCGGAGCGCUGCUUUCGGUGAGAUCGAUGGCUAUGGCCCGGUGAUCCAUGGUGCAGACAACGAUAGUCCUAACGAAAUGUGGGGUAAACCCACCAAGUCCGAGGAUAUUUCUCGUAUGUUUGUUGGCCAUAUUACAAACGAAAUUAAAGUUAUUCCUUUCAGUGAUCAGCCGCUGAACGCUGAAACUUCUUUGAUUCAAGAAGAGCUUAUUGCAUUGAACGAGAAGGGCUUCUGGACCCUCUCCUCCCAGCCCUCCGUCUCGGGGGCAAAAUCCACUGAUAGAAUAUUUGGUUGGGGUCCUCCGGACGGAAAAGUCUACCAAAAGGCUUUUGUUGAGUUUUUGUGUAGCUCAGAAAACUGGAACAAGCUCAAGACCAAGCUAGGCAACGAAAGCAUGACUUAUUUCGCCGCCAACGAGAAAGAUGACGUCGAAAGUAAUGCCCCUAAAGAACCAACUGCAGUUACCUGGGGUGUAUGGGGCGAAAGAACUGCUCAAAGUACCUUCUUAACUUUGGAAUCGUUCACAUCAUGGCGUGACGAAGCAUUCGAUGUUCUCCGUCAAUGGCAGAGGCUUUAUCCGUCCAGCUCCGAGUCUUUCAAGCUCCUCGACCAAGAAGCAUCUGACCGUUAUCUCGUUACUGUUGCUGCUCACGACAUGGGCGACGGCCUGUGGGAGUUUUUGCUUAAUUAG